Molecule: messenger RNA, 2534 nt
Organism: Amphimedon queenslandica
Lineage: Eukaryota; Metazoa; Porifera; Demospongiae; Haplosclerida; Niphatidae
Product: triple functional domain protein-like
Exons: 15
Coding region: 195-2534 (779 amino acids)
Cellular component (GO): cytoplasm; extrinsic component of membrane
Molecular function (GO): protein binding; guanyl-nucleotide exchange factor activity
Source: RefSeq, a predicted model, not a curated record
UUAGUUUUGCGGAGGAGGUGUAAGCAUGCCAAUUACAUGAGUAAUGAUUUUGACAAAAAUCUAAACGACGAAAUAGAUGUACAAUCUCUCCAUCGAAUAGCUCGGUCUUCUAAUUCUUUGGUAGCUACACGAGACUAAAUCUCUUGGUACUCGGCAAGUUUUUUAGAGCCUGCAGAUCAACCCGAGGCCAUCUAAUGGCUACUCCGGUUGGCUUUCCCUCAGAUCUUGAAAGAGAAGAGAGUCAGUUAUCUCUGGGUAGUUCUGAAGAUUACUCUACUUUAGAUGAUAUUGUUCUUAAAAAAUGGAAGUAUGCAGAGAUAAGUGACCUUCUUCAAAUGCAGCUGGCAGUAAUGCCUGGCUCCCAAGAUAAUAAUGGUCACUCUGUAAUUGUUAUUCAUGCAGUAGAACAGCAGAGCUUCACUGUUUUUAAUUUAGGAAAAAUUUUGUGUUACCUCAAAGAAAUUACAAGCGAUCAAGUACGAAAGUUUGGUUUUACUAUAUUGGUUGAUGUGAGGCAAGGGACGUGGUCUAUGAUCAAAAAAACUUUGGAAGUCAUCAAAGUUACUUUUGUUGAGUAUGUUCAUCAGGUCAUAAUUAUGAAACCAAAAUCUAUGUGGCAGCGUGGGCGAUCGUCAGUAAACUUUAGUUUUAAAAAGAGUAAAUAUGACUUUAAGUGCAUAUUGUUGGAGCAUUCUGCAGACGUUUUCCAUUAUAUAUCUCGUAGCAAUGUUCCUACAUAUCAAAAUGGUGAUUUUGAGUAUGAUCAUUUUAAAUGGAUAUCUGUUAUUGAAAAAUUAGAAGAUUUAAUGACUCAUUUGUUGUCUGUAAAGGAAAAUUACAGUGAUUUACAAGUCAUUAUUGCUAAAGAUGUAGUAUCUGUUGACCUUGAAGAGGCCAAGAAAGCUGUUAAGAAUCAUCUACUCUUAUUAGAGAAGUUUGAUAACCAUAAGCUUGAAUCAUUGUUGACUACUGUUAAAAAUGAUGUUGCUCUGCUACAGUCUUCUACAUUAACUAACCCUGACUUUGAUGCAGCUUUUGCACAAAUUUUUCAGCUCUGUGAUUCUCUUAAAACCAUGAAUUUCUACUUAAACGAAACAUGGAAGAAAAAAGGCGAUUCAUUGGAUCAUGUCCUGCAAUUUAAAACAUUUGAAAACGAUGCCUCUCAGCAUCAACUUUGGGUUUAUGAUCAGAUUAAUUAUAUAUCAUGUGAAAUAACUGGAAUUGGUACAGAUGUAGUCUCAGCUCGUGCUUCUAAGUUGCAAAUUGAACUUUAUCAAAGAAAGAUUAAUGAUAAGCAUGCUGAGAUAAACCGUGUCAUUGAAGUAGGGCAACGCUUAAUUUCUUUAAAUCAUCCAUCUUCCCAUCUUAUUUCUAAUACAAUUGAUGAAAUAAGUACAACAUGGGAAAAAUUAAUGGAUUCCAUUCAUCAAAGAGACUCUCUAAUGUCAUUAUCUGCUAGUUUUCAUGAAAAAGAGGAGAGGUUUAUUCAACACUCUGAGUCAUGGAUGGAUGAAUGCUCAUCUGAUUCUUAUAAAUCGAGCGUUCAAUUAGCAGUGACAAGGCACAAUGAGCUUGCUGACACUGUUUCUUUAAUGUAUACUAGUGCUUACCAAGAUGGACAUCACCUUAUUGAGAAACUUCGAAAACCUGUUGGGGAGGGAAGUGUUCCAUUUAAGUUCAUUCAAGCAACUCGCCAUGUGAAAGAGCGUCUUGAAAAUUUGUAUGAUGAAAGAAAUAUGAUUGAAGAGCAAUGGAAAAGGAGGCAAAAGUAUCUUUCACAGUCUCUUAAUUUUCAGCUUUUUCAAAUGCAAUCUGAAAAAGUUUCUGGCUGGAUUAAAGAAUCUGGGUAUGAUCAUCUGCUUAAAAAUGUUGCAGUUGGUGCUAGUGUUGAAUCUGUGAAUAUACUUUUAAAGAAUCAUGACUGCUUUGAGUCUGAAGCCCAAAUGUUUUAUUCACAGUUUAACAUACUAAAAAGGAAAGGGAAGGAGCUUUGUGAUAAUGGAGAAUGCCGCUCUGAGGAAAUGGAGCCUGAGAUUUCUACUUUAGAAAAGAUUGUUCAUGAAUUUGCAGUGGUAUUAGAUGAAAGGAGGGAGGUGUUACUGUUAGCAAAGCAGUGUUUUAGUGCUACUAAUAAUUUUUUAAAAGAAGUACAAAAUGUAAUGUCCAGCUUCCCACAUAGUAAAGUUUGUGGAACUGUAAGUGAAGUAGAAGGAAGAAUUGUUUAUUGUCACAAUCAGAGGGAUAAUAUUAAUAAGAUUGGUUGCAGUACUCUAGCACUUUGGAGUUUGUUAAAGGAAAUGGUACAGUCAUAUGUGAUACAAGCAAAAGCAUGUAAUCUUUCAGUCAAGUGUGACGUUGCACUGUAUGAUGUGGAGAACCGUAUGAAACUUGUGGAUAGGGAGAAAGAAAAGGUGGAUGAAUUGUGCAUCUUACGAGAAAAAAGAUUGGAGUGUACAGUAAAACGACUUAAUGUUUUUAAAGAAAUUAAUGAGGUACAGCACAGUUUAUCUUGCUUGUUAAGAUAUGCCUUUUAA